This is a messenger RNA of Juglans regia (Persian walnut), 1729 nucleotides long. RefSeq lists its product as uncharacterized. Gene Ontology annotation, cellular component: SAGA complex. The coding region runs from base 364 to 1548 and encodes 394 amino acids. The transcript has 12 exons. Lineage: Eukaryota; Viridiplantae; Streptophyta; Magnoliopsida; Fagales; Juglandaceae. The record is from RefSeq and is a predicted model, not a curated record.
AAUGCAGUUUUGCACGAAUCAGAAAAGCGUCUCAUUUUUUUAGCUUCCCCGCUCUUCCUCUUCUCCUCGCGGAGGAGAGAGAGAGAGAGAGAGAGAGCAGAGUAGAGCUUUCGUGUUGAACCAAAAGCAAAUUCUCUCUCUGUGCCUAGGGUUUCCGCUCACACCAUUGCCACGCUUCCUCGCUCCUCCCGCGCCUCCGGUUCUACCGACAUCAGGCGGAGAUCGACGUCUUCUCGCAGAUUGAUUCGAAUUCUCCUAAUAUUCCAGCUUCUUUAUGUAAUCUGGGGCUUUUUUUUUUUAUAGGUCUUUCGUGGAUAAAAUCUUUGCACAGAUUGAGUGUACAGAUACGGAUUACUUCUCUCAAUGGUAUGCUCUCUCGGAAGUGGGAGAAUGGCAGCCAUGGAAAGGCUUCUUGUGGCUGGGAGCUUCUCACAAACCAUGGCAGAUGAAGUUGGGCACCGGAAAUUAUCUGCUCAAUACAUAUGUAGAGAACUAUGCGAGGCAGACGAAGCAAAUUUACUUGACGAAGAAGAUAUGCAUGUCUUUGGUUUGAAGCCUAUGGCUGAACCUUUGCAAUUGGUAUGUUGCAAUGCUUGCAAGAAGCCCAUCAAGGCCAGUCAAUAUGCGGCUCAUGCAGAACUCUGUAGGUCACUAAAUUCUAUAGAAGAAACUAUUUUGGAGUUUGAUGGCAGUGCUGUGAACAGGAAACUUCCAAAGAAGGAGAGAAAGAAGUUAUUAACUGCUUAUUCUAACCAAGCUACUCCUGUUGGGGGGAAAGAUAAGUCUGAAUCCGUGGAUGCUGAUAACUCUGCUGUAUCAGAAUCCCAGUUGGACAAUCAAGCUGGAAUAGCUUCUCGUGCAAAAAGAAAUUCAGCCUGUAUGGAUGUGGCAUCUAUGACGGAUGUUUCAGGAGUUAGUCCCGGAAAUAAGGACCACCCAGCUUGUCUAAUGCCGCCUCCAGCAAAACGUUCUAAACCGAUUGCAGCUGGUUGUCUACUUCUAUCAAAUGAUUCAGAAGCGGUAUCUGGUGUCAAAAAAAUCACAAGCACUGCAGAUGCAUUUCCCUAUGCUCCAGUUCCUCUAGCUACAAAAAUAUACUACUCACAAAGAACUUAUCGUCACCGAACAGAACUUACUCAUCUUUAUUGUGAGGCAUCAACCAAGGAACUUUGCAGUGAUAUGGUGAGUUCAAAGAAUUUACGGGAGAACAUGAUUCCAUUGCAAGUUUCAACUCCAAGGGAGUCUUCAGGUGAACCAAUGGAGGACGCGCUCACCAGGAAGCAGAGACAUACAUACACCAUGUCUUCUGUGCGAAGCCCUGAUCAAAUACUUGCACAAAGUUCAGAAGUAUGCUUGGGUAAAACUGGAGGAUUCCUCUCAACCAGUGACUUCCCCAAUCAGUUUCCUGUGGAUAAUGUUUUGAGGCCCGAGGCCACUCCUGUUGGAUUGAGAAGCAAAUAUAUUUCAAAGCCUUAUUCUUUUGCAGGCAAUUCAGGAAAACCACUGGGGACCAUGCAGCAGCCAAAUGGAGGUGUUCCUGUUUUAUAGGGGUCCUGGUGGGGAUUUUUGCUCGCAAAGUUGUAAUUAACCCAAUACAGGUUAGGAAUUAGAAUAUUUUUUUGAAAUUGGUAAAGGAAAUCAUUCCAAUUGUUUAUUCCAGCCUUCUGCAUUAUACUUGAUCUCAGACCUAUGUUUAUAAUCAAUGAAAAUGAAGGAAAUUUUAUUUCUA